Messenger RNA from Tachysurus vachellii, 563 nucleotides. It is a transcript of the gene lhb, whose product is annotated as luteinizing hormone subunit beta. Gene Ontology annotation, molecular function: hormone activity. Gene Ontology annotation, cellular component: extracellular region; cytoplasm. The record is from RefSeq and is a predicted model, not a curated record. The coding region runs from base 47 to 469 and encodes 140 amino acids. The transcript is spliced from 3 exons. NCBI's taxonomy places the organism in Eukaryota, Metazoa, Chordata, Actinopteri, Siluriformes, Bagridae. Gene Ontology annotation, biological process: G protein-coupled receptor signaling pathway.
CAGGGACAGACAGCAGCCUGCUGAGCGAUCUGUGAAAACUCUUAAGAUGUCCAUGCCAGCCUUCUCCUUUCUUCUCCUAUAUUUCUUGAUCAACGUCUUCUCCACUGCUCAUGGCUACCAGCUGCCACAUUGUGAACCUGUUAAUGAGACCGUUUCUGUAGAGAAAGAUGGCUGCCCCAAAUGCCUUGUGUUUCAAACCUCCAUCUGCAGUGGACACUGCUUCACCAAGGAACCCGUGUACAAGAGCCCGUUCUCUUCCAUCUAUCAGCAUGUGUGCACCUACAGAGAUGUCCGCUAUGAAACGGUUCGCCUGCCGGAUUGUCGACCGGGUGUGGAUCCCCACAUCACAUAUCCUGUCGCGUUAAGCUGCGAGUGCAGCCUGUGCACCAUGGACACCUCGGACUGUACCAUCGAGAGCCUGAAACCAGAUUUCUGUAUGACCCAGAGAGAGUUUAUCCUGGACUACUGAACUUCAGAGUCAGACCUUGUUGUGUGAACUACUUGCAAAAUACAAUAUGAAUUAAGAAUUAUUUGUUUGACGAAGAAUUUUCAUUUUUUCUUUU